Paramacrobiotus metropolitanus is the source of this 2393-nucleotide messenger RNA. Its product is annotated as PX domain-containing protein kinase-like protein. The transcript has 11 exons. Gene Ontology annotation, biological process: protein targeting to lysosome; early endosome to late endosome transport; protein phosphorylation. Gene Ontology annotation, cellular component: early endosome; extrinsic component of endosome membrane; late endosome. Gene Ontology annotation, molecular function: protein kinase activity; actin binding; phosphatidylinositol binding. NCBI's taxonomy places the organism in Eukaryota, Metazoa, Tardigrada, Eutardigrada, Parachela, Macrobiotidae. The record is from RefSeq and is a predicted model, not a curated record. Bases 494 to 2161 code for a protein of 555 amino acids.
UUAAUUACUCUCUAAUUACUCAUUUUUCUCUCAUUAAUUUCAGUUCGAUUUGACCAAUAAAAACUACAUUAUGAAAAAAAAAAAAGUAAGUCUUUAACCAUAAUAAGUUUGAAAGCUGACACCACUGAAAUUUUUAAUCAAAAUUACUGUACUCCUUUUAACAGAGUCUGAUUAACUGUUUUAUCUUUGUCAGAAUUUCUGUUAUCUUUGUGACUUUGCAGUUUGCUAAGCAGAGGCUCGUACUUUUCUUAAAGCUUUAUAGCGCCCGAUAUGUCUGAAACGAAUCCCACUUCCAGAAUUAACUCAGUUCGUUGCCUGUUUUGCAUCCUGUAAUGUUUUUGGAGGCUGUGUGUACCUUUCUUUAAUUACUAACAGUACUAAUUGCAAGUUCCAUCACAACAUCGUGGGCGUACCUCUGCCGCAGAAGCUGCAUGCGCAUCGCAUCUGCAAAUACGCUUGAAGGAGUCACAACCAGAUUGCUUGUUUUCAAGAAAUGUCUGCGCGAGAUAGCGAUGUGGACACACUUCGGCCACUGGAAUGCCUUUUUGAGUCGAUGAACGACGUCGCGGGCCACACGGAAUACGGUAUACGGUUAGCAGUGCCUCAUCUGUCAUCCGUCCACUGGACAAUACAGAAACGCUACAACGAUUUCCUCGCACUGCACGAUGCCGUCGAAUCGUACGGAAUGGACGUGGAGUUGCCUCCGAAAAAGUCCUUCGGCAAUAAGGAACGCGAAUUCUUGGUCGAGCGUCAGCGGGCACUUCAACUGUACUGCACUACGUUGCUGGAGAACUUGUUUAUGGUGUCGAGUAAGCCAGUGAAAACAUUCUUGCUUCCUGGACCGCGAUUGGCUACUCUUACAACAUCCUGCGUUCAGCUGAUGGCCAUGGUCUUUAGGACCGAUCAUCGGUUUGAAUUGACUGGAAACUUACCCGGUAUAGGCUGGAGAUCGAACAAGGAGUAUGCAGUAGUGAAAAAUGUUGAUAAUCCCAAACAAAAAUUGGUUGGAUAUUGGACGUCAUACGGAGCGGACCGAAUACCUUCAUCCGCGGAUAUUACUUCAUUUUUGCAGAGUUUUGCCCAGAUAAAUCAUCCCUUGUUUUAUCCUUUGCUAUUCGCUGACGCCAGGGAUACGGGGUGCGUUUGCGUGCGACCUGAAAAUACCACAGGAAGCCUGUUGGAUGUUUUAUGCGGUUCUAAGUAUCCUCAGCCGUUCCUGAAGAAGUACAGCCGCAAUAAGAAAUCAAAAGCCGUGACGGAAGAAGAGAUUCAGCGUUUUGGUCGACAGAUUUUGGAGGGGCUGAAGUUUUUCCAUGAUAAUUCCAUUCCUUAUGGAAAUCUAAGCAGUAGAAACGUAUUGGUGGAAAAUGGACGCGUGCGGAUAACUGAAAUUGAAAGUGGUAUUUGUGGAUUGCGAAGUUUUUACUGGCCUUACAUUCUUCAGUUUCGCAAAAUAAGCACGUUUGAAGCCAUCGAUGUGUACUGUUUUGGUCACAUCCUUUACGAAAUGGCCUUCGGUCGUUCAUUGGAAAGCGCUACAUGUGAUAGCAUUUCUCCAGCUUGUCCACCUCUCGUUCGCGCCGUUCUCGAAAGCAUUCUUACGACGGAAGCAUGCCGCUUCGGCAUGCCCACUGUAUCACAGUUGUUAACGCAACCUCUUUUCCAAAGUGUGGUUCUCAACUAUGAACCCGCAUCUAUCAAAAUAUCGCGCUCGUUAAAAGACAUUCUCAUGGAUUCCAAGAGCAAAAUGGAAGCGCGAAUGGCACAAGAGCAGAAAUUGUUUCAUGCUCAUAGACAAGAGCUGAAAGUGCAUUCGCUGCAAUCAUCCGAAGACGAGAAGAAGAAACGCCGUUUGGUGGCACUGAAAACCCAAUUAUCGAGUGGUAUUGUUUCGGAUGGUGAUCAUGAACGGCCCAGUACUCCAACCGGAGCAGCCGCUGUCAGGCCACUGAGCACUGACUCUGUGUCAAUGACGUCGAAAGCAGGCCCUCCCGUUCCCGGCCCGCCUCCUCCGCCGCCCCCUCCCAUUAAACUGGAAGGCGCUCCACCGGAAGUGGAAAGCAAAGAUCGUUCGGCCCUGCUGGCCAGCAUUCGGGGCUUUAGCAAAGCCCAGCUGUCGCAGACAGAAACCAAUGAUAAAAGUGCUCCAAAGAUUUCUUGAUCCCGUGGCAUGAGAGUGGAUUAUGUAUGAUUUGUCCGAGUCUGUAAUUGAUUGUACAGCGGCUUCUUUGAUUAUUGAUCCCGGUGGAUGUAUUCCGUGUCUUUAUACGAUAUUUUAUGUCCUUUGACGAUGAGAUUUUAUAAGUUCCAAGUCCAUCCUCGGUUCCUUGACCAACGCAUUGUGUGACGAGUGAAUAUUUGUUCGCUUAAUAUCGUAAUAAUUAAAAAAAAAA